AUGACACCCAUUAGCUCAAUUAGAAAUUACAAGGACUACUUACAAUGUAUCAAGAAUUGGGAUGCUUAUUCAUCUCAAGAACAAGACCAAUUAAGGAAAUGGUAUCGUGAAUAUUAUUCUCAUAACAAGGAAGUUGAACGAAAACGUUACAAAGACUACUAUGCCUCAAAUGCAAAAGCCGAAAGGGAAAGAUUGAAAAAGUAUAAAAAGUCUAUCAAGAACUGA
Messenger RNA from Batrachochytrium dendrobatidis JAM81, 225 nucleotides. RefSeq lists its product as uncharacterized. The transcript has a single exon. The coding region runs from base 1 to 225 and encodes 74 amino acids. Lineage: Eukaryota; Fungi; Chytridiomycota; Chytridiomycetes; Rhizophydiales. The record is from RefSeq and is a predicted model, not a curated record.